Molecule: messenger RNA, 822 nt
Organism: Letharia columbiana
Lineage: Eukaryota; Fungi; Ascomycota; Lecanoromycetes; Lecanorales; Parmeliaceae
Exons: 2
Coding region: 1-822 (273 amino acids)
Source: RefSeq, a predicted model, not a curated record
AUGGAAAACCACCCAUCCAAAGCCGCUGCACACAGCCAGACACCCUCGACUAUCAUGUGUGACCCUCAGCGUAUUCAGCCCUUUGAGUCCGAGACUCAACCAACGCCAAGAGACAAAUCCCCCCUUACUUGCUGGGAAUGCGCGACAUGUGGCCGCAGGUAUAUAGACCCAGCAGCCACGAGUCUUUUCAUCUCACCCCCGCCAACCACCGAGUGCAUUAUGGUCCAGACCGACGAGACCUGGACCCAUGAGAAAGGAGGAUACGUGAAUCUUUCCAUCACUGGCGGAGCCACCUGCGAUUACGUGCGCAUUAAUCGCGCCGUUGGCGACGCAGACCUCGGCGAACACAUUGCCGAGCCAGAGGACUCCGCUUCUGCGCUGAACAUCCCGGCUGUGAACGGACUCUCGGCGCGGGUUUGCGAUAGUAUGAAGGUGGAAGGGGAAUAUGGUCGUGUCAAUAGGCAGAAUAAAGCCGUGGAUACUAAUUGCGACGAUGCAAACGUCAAACACAACAGCUGUAUCUUCAACCAGAGCCUAAGAUCCAGCCCUAGCAACCGAACUCACCGCCCUACCAGGUCGAGACGACGAACACAUCCCCGGACUCCCACCAUCUUCAAAAUCUACGACUACGGCCACACUUUUACCGUGCUUGACACCAAAGGGGCCAGAGAGUGUAUCCGCGCUGCCAUUAACAAUGCUGCGCCCCACCUCGGUGAAUUGAACCGCGAGGUUGGCACCGGAACGGUCUUCAGAUACGAAAAGCCACGCACAGUUUGCAUCCCAAGCGCCAUUGACCGGAGGCAGAACUAUAAUUACUGGUGA